Messenger RNA from Phialemonium atrogriseum, 3019 nucleotides. RefSeq names its product BRCT domain-containing protein. The transcript has 4 exons. The coding region runs from base 215 to 2797 and encodes 860 amino acids. The record is from RefSeq and is a predicted model, not a curated record. NCBI's taxonomy places the organism in Eukaryota, Fungi, Ascomycota, Sordariomycetes, Cephalothecales, Cephalothecaceae. Gene Ontology annotation, biological process: double-strand break repair; DNA double-strand break attachment to nuclear envelope. Gene Ontology annotation, cellular component: nucleus; Cul8-RING ubiquitin ligase complex.
AAAAAACAGUGACAUAAGUCAGGCCCUCUCUGCCCAGCAUUUCCAUCUUCCUUGCUUCCCACAGCUUCAGGCAGGCACUGCUAACCAGCUGAUAACGAAUGCAAUAUAUUGCAGCCUUUCCGUUUGCCCCUACCAUUUCACGUAUUCAAACUUCACCACAUCUCAUGCAAGUUCAACCAAAAUCUCACCAGUCGCGUCCGUAGUCAGGAUUAAGAUGGCGGAGGACUACCAAAGCACCUUGUUCGACUCUUGCCUGAUUGCCUUCGUGAUCAGCAAGUCGUUGUCACCUCAGGCUAUUUUACAGUUGUCGGACGUCGUCAAGAAGAACGGGGCUCAGGUCCUCGAACCCGACAGACAUGGGAAAAUACGGAUACCCCAGGCCACACAUAUCGUUUCCAAUACCAUCGACUUCGACCAGUAUGCCGAAGCUCAGGCAAUGAUGAUUCCGGUUGUCACCGCCGACUGGAUCAAGACUUCGCUUGCAAGGAAUAGACAAAACCAGGUCCGGCCAUACUCGCCUGACCCGCGAAACAUAUUCUCCAACGUCACCCUCACCUGUGCUGACAUUCCGUUGGGCGACAAAGAGGCCAUCAUUGGCGCGACUAUGGCCCUGGGCGGCAUGGAAUCUAAGGACCUUACGCGCCUAACAACUCAUAUCUGCGCUCUCUCCAUGGACCAUCCCAAGUGCCAGCAGGCUAUUAAGAAAGGCCACCCUUGCAAGAUUGUCCUUCCCCACUGGUUCGACGACUGUUUCAAGUUGGGAAAGAGGAUAGACGAGGCACCGUACCUACUACCGGACCCGGAGAUUUUACGAGUGCAGCCCGAAGACCAUAUCAAGGUUCCGUCUAGCCAGCACCUGGAAGGCGCUACAUCCGUCGUUCCAGACACUCUGGCCGCAGUUCAUUCAGAGGCGAGUAGUCGGCAGAGUCUGGUCGUCUUCUCGCAGAAGAAGGUGUUGUUAUCGGUGGACCUGCCGAUCAAUACGCGGCUGCGCAACAUUCUUCAGGAGCUCAUAAAGAGCGGCGGAGGAGAGGUCGUUGACUCUGUGGAUGCCUGCGACAUGUUCAUCUGCCAGUUCCGCGACGGAGAAAAGUAUAAACGCGCUGCCCAGUCUGGGAAGGAUGUCGGGAACCUGGCAUGGCUUUACCACCUCAUCGUACACAACGAGUGGACCUCGCCAUUCAGACGCCUCCUCCACUAUCCCAUCCCCAAGAACGGUAUUCCUGGCUUCAAGGAUAUGAGGAUCACCCUGUCCAAUUAUGGGGGCGAGGCACGGAUAUAUCUGGAGAAUCUCAUAACGGCAGCUGGCGCGACUUUUACCAAGACGAUGAAGGCGGACAACACCCAUCUCAUAACAGCUCGGAUGAAUAGUGAAAAGUGCGACGCCGCCAAGGACUGGAAUAUCGACAUCGUCAACCACCUUUGGAUAGAGGAGAGCUACGCCAAAUGUGAGGUACAACCGCUCACGGUCCCGAACUACACUCACUUUCCUAGCCGUACGAAUCUCGGUGAAGUCAUCGGCCAGACCUUCCUUGACGAGACGAAGUUGCAUGCAUUAUACUACCCCGGCGGGGACAAUAAUCUCGACGGUGCUGCGAAGAGACGGAGGAAGAUACAUGACGCUGCCCAGGAGAAUCUACUUGCGAUCGGGCAGAGCCCAGAUGUUGCCAAUGGGCGUCGGGAAUCUAGAGACUUUGAUAUCAUGAAGGAUUCAAGCCUAGACAGCUCGGGGACGACUCCUAAAGCGGCCCCCCAGCGAGCACAGAAGACCCACACAUACGCAACGCCGGCCAAGGGGCGCCAUGUUCGGUCAGGGAAGGAGAACGACACGCCAUCCAUACUGUCAAGCGGGAGCCGCAGCGCAAAAGCACAGGCUCUUUCAAAGCUCCAGGACAUGUCGGUCGAUAUCGCUCUAUACGAGAAAGAGAAGAAGCGGGCGGCGAAGGACGGCGGCCUCUGGGGCGGCAAGCGGGCUGCGGAUCAGCUCGACAAGGAACGUAGUGGCACAAAAUCGAGCCCGGUACACGACAGGCCAGUGAACGAUGAUGACGAGGAAACCAGGCGUCCGGCCAAGAAGCACAAACCUUCCCUGCCGCCAGCAGAAAUGCGGGUUGUCCUGACAGGGUAUAAACGGUGGAUUGCGGACACGAACAGAGAAGACAUUGAUCGGCGCAAGCUUCGCAAGCUCGGCGUCCAAAUUGUCACGGACAAUGUCCCAUGCGACUACCUUGCGGCCCCUCAGAUGGUCCGUACCAUGAAGUUCUUGCGCACUCUGGCUCGAGGCGUUGACGUUCUGGACUCGUCUUUUAUUGAUGAAUGUUUGGAUACUGGCAAGUUGCCCGACGUCCAGUCCUAUCUUCUAAAGGAUAAGGAGAAUGAGAAGAAGUUUGGCGUCGUCCUUCAAAAAGCGACCGCCAGAGCCCGUGCCAACCGCGGGCGCCUUCUUUGGCAUAUUCCUAUCUACUGUACCGCUGAGAUUAAGAAUGGUGUCGAGAACUAUCGGACAAUCGCUGAGGCAAACGGUGCCAUUUUCAAGGUCUACCGCGCCCGGAGUGGCACUACCAUCCGGCCGACGACGGCCGAGGAGGACGGCGGUGCCGACCCCGAGCCGGUAUAUCUACUGACUUCGACCUCCGAGUCGGAGAAGCAGCUCUGGCCGCGGUUCGAGGAGAUGGCGAGAAAGGGCAACAUGGAGCCGAGGAUCGUGGUCUCGGAUUGGCUGUUGGAUGUCGCUAUGAGGCAGGAGUUGUUGUUCGACAAGGCGUACCUUGUGAAGGAGUACUUCCCCAACGUGUAGGGAGGUGGUUUGUUGGAUUUUAGCGAACCUGGCGUUUUGGGUUUGUCGAUUUGCCGCGCGUUUGACUCGUUUCUGUUGGAGCUGUUGCUUCCCUGACCACGCCGCCACUGAAGAUCGCUUCCGUGUAUUGUACCAUAGCCAAUAAACAGACAGGGCCUGGAACUCAUAAUCCCCCAGAUGAUCUUCGGUCGUUGAUAUCAGAAGAACUUAACGCCCUGUGAA